Molecule: messenger RNA, 1633 nt
Organism: Phoenix dactylifera (date palm)
Lineage: Eukaryota; Viridiplantae; Streptophyta; Magnoliopsida; Arecales; Arecaceae
Product: Galactose oxidase/kelch repeat superfamily protein
Molecular function (GO): protein binding
Source: RefSeq, a predicted model, not a curated record
CUCCCAGCGCGAACACUAAUGGACACGUGUCGACCUGAAAAUACCAUUUUAAGCUUGCAAAAUCUUUUUUUUUUCUCCAAGAAAGACACGUCACCCCAUUGAUAUAUCCGUCCAAGCCUCUCAUCUUCUCGUCCUCCCCUUCCACACCCGUGUUCCUCGUCUUCCCCACCUAACGGCCCAAACCCUUAUCCUAACGAUGACGACGACGGAGAAUAGAACGGCGGGGUGGGCGAGCUUGAGCUGGGACUUGACGGAGUUGAUACUUUCCUACCUACCCCUCCGCUCGAUCGUCCGGGCCGGCGCCGUCUGCCGUCAGUGGCGUGCGGUGGUGACCGACCCCGCCUUCGCCGCCCGCGCCGCCGCGACGCGCCAGCGAAGGCCCUGGUUCUUUCUCUGCGGCCAGAACAACGUCGUCCUCCGCAAGAACCAGGCCUUUGGCUUCGACCCGGACGCCGGAGAAUGGGUCGCCCUGCCCCCCUCCCCGCACCCCUCCGCCGCCGCCCACGUUGACUGCUUCUCGGGCGCCGGCGGAUUCUUCUUCGCCACCACCUCCUCCACCCGCUUCUGCUACGCGCCCCUCCUCCGCGGUCCCUGGCGCGAGACGUCCCCGCUCCACUUCUCCCGCUGCAACCCCCUCGUCGGCGUCUUCGCCGGCAGCGGCCGGCCGCGGUUCAUCGUUGCCGGCGGUGCGCGUUUCGUAGGGGGGCUCGUCGACAUCGAGGACCGACUCGCGGUGGAGAUCUACGACACGGCGUCGGAUUCCUGGGAGCUGUGCCCCCCACUGCCGCCGGACUACCGGGGUGGGAACUCGUCCCAGUGGCUCUCGGGCGCGCUCCUCGAUGGGCGGCUCUUCUUCGUGUUCGGGAUCUACUCCUGCUCCGUGGCAGCUUUCGACCUCGGGCGGCGGGCAUGGACCGGGGUCCGGACCCUCCAGCCGCCGGGGGUUCUCUUCUCCUUCCUGCUCGCCUGCGGCGACCGCCUCGUCCUCGCCGGCCUCUGCAACAGCCCCGACGGGCCGCCUUGCUUCGCGCUUUGGGCGGUGGACCCCCGGACCAUGGACUUCGCGGAGAUCGCCGUGAUGCCGCACGACCUCCUCGCCUCCCUCUUCGACACCGACGACGACGACAACAAGUUCGCGAGCCUCAAGUGCGUCGGCCUGGACGGCCUCGUCUACGUCUUCAACGAGGACCACCACAAGGCCUACCCGGCCUGCGUCUGUGAGAUCACCACCACCACCACCUCUUCCUCGGCCCCCUUGACGCAGAAUCUGACGUGCAGGUGGAGCAAGGUUCCGCCUUUGCCGGGGACUGUGAACCGCUUCCACAAGGUGAUAGCUUUCUGCUCCCCUGUUGUGCUGCGUGCUGUGCUGGCCCCCGGUGGAGGAGUUCACUAGCUUCUUCUCAUCAUCACUCUUCUCUAGGUCGGGGUUGAUGAGUUUCCUGUGCUUCUUCUACUUCUUCUUCUUUCUUUUUAUUUUUUUCCUGCCUUUUAUUUAUUUUACUGUUUAAUGCUGGAUUUUAACUAUCUAGAUGAGUGUUAUGAGUCGAUAAUGUGUUUCUAUUUGUUCUGAAAGAAGAUAGGUUGUAAUUAUAUGACAAUUUACAAAUGAAUAAUUUUGGUAAUUCCCUUGGAA